This is a messenger RNA of Exophiala xenobiotica, 822 nucleotides long. RefSeq lists its product as uncharacterized. The record is from RefSeq and is a predicted model, not a curated record. The transcript has a single exon. Lineage: Eukaryota; Fungi; Ascomycota; Eurotiomycetes; Chaetothyriales; Herpotrichiellaceae. Bases 1 to 822 code for a protein of 273 amino acids.
AUGGCGUCUACAGAAGAAAAAGAGUGCGAGAGCGCAAAGAGUGCAGCUAUGCUUACCGAAUUAUGUGUGGAGCAGUUCAACAGGCGAAAGGCGCUCCUAGAAGAGGGAUCUUCUAGGCGAGAAGCGAUGUCCCUAAUUCUGCGCAAAUUGACAAAAGGAGAUGAUAAUAUCGAGCAAGCUCUGGAAAAUGCGCGGCAGAAGUCUCUUGCUCUGGCAGAAGCACCCCUUCCAACGCCUGUACCGGCAAUUGGCCCACCUCUCACAGAUUUUGGACUACUCAAUCCGGUCUUCGCGGCUCCAUGGGAGUUUGUCUGGGAUUUUGAAGACCACGAUGGAUCUGGAUUCUUUCAAACCCGAAAGAGCGUUGGCGGCAUAAUAGGCUUUAACCUGCAUGCCAACAACGCGUCCGGAUCUUGUGCGGUCGCGGUCGGAAGAAGAUAUCGACUGCCCCACCCUGGCCUGACAUCUAUGAGGCUAUCGGCCACCCUAGGAUUAACCUAUUCCUACGGCAACCAAGCACCCCUUGCCCAUGCGCAUACUCGAGCUUGGAUUGGGUUCUUUGUCGCAGAAUUUACACCAAGUGGUACGGUUGGCGCGGAGGUCAUCAACCAGAAGAUCAACUUGUGGUAUUUGGAUACCGACGACGACUUUAGUUCCCGGCAAGCCUUUCCAUUGUCAAUCUCCUUCCCGGUUGACUACCGCAAUGAGUACGAGAUUUGGGUCCGGGUUGGCGGAGACGUAUAUAGCAGUGGGAUUAUUUCUGCGAUUAGUUAUGCGAAUCUUCAAGUGUACAUAGGGUCGGUUUCUGGACAACUUGGCUAA